Talaromyces amestolkiae is the source of this 1365-nucleotide messenger RNA. RefSeq lists its product as uncharacterized. Gene Ontology annotation, cellular component: cytoplasm. Bases 1 to 1365 code for a protein of 454 amino acids. The transcript is spliced from 8 exons. Lineage: Eukaryota; Fungi; Ascomycota; Eurotiomycetes; Eurotiales; Trichocomaceae. Gene Ontology annotation, molecular function: ATP binding; kinase activity. The record is from RefSeq and is a predicted model, not a curated record.
AUGGAGUCUCGUCCUCCAAUCUACUCUACGGCGACCAACCUCAAGCAGGGCUAUUCGCCGCCAUGGGAGGACCUAAGCAUUAUUGGUAUUGCCGGUAGCUCUGGCUCUGGCAAGACCUCCGUUGCAAUGGAGGUCAUCAGGUCCCUUAAUCUUCCCUGGGUGGUGAUUCUUGUCAUGGACUCUUUUUACAAGUCUUUGGGCCCUGAGGACCAUAAAAAAGCACAUCGGAAUGAAUAUGACUUUGAUUGUCCCGAGUCAAUUGAUUUCGACGUCCUAGUUCAGACCCUCAGAGAUUUGAAACAGGGCAAGAGGGCAAACAUACCAGUCUACUCGUUCAAUGAACAUCAGCGUCAAAAGGAGACGACGCCGUUGUAUUCUCCUCACGUGCUUAUCCUCGAAGGAAUUCUAGCGUUGCACGAUCCCAGAAUCAAUGAAAUGCUCGAUGCCAAGAUCUUUGUCGAGGCAGACAUGGACAUAUGCCUCGGUCGAAGAAUUCUACGUGAUGUGAAAGAACGUGGGCGGGAUAUCGAAGGCAUCAUCAAGCAAUGGUUUACCUUUGUCAAGCCAUCAUACACAAAAUAUGUUGAGCCGCAACGGCAUAUAUCAGAUAUUAUCAUCCCAAGAGGCAUAGAAAACAAAACAGCCAUUGGAAUGGUGGUUGAGCAUAUAAGAAGACGACUAGACGAGAAAUCCGAAAAGCACAGCGCUGACCUCGAAAAGUUACGAAAAUUGGCAGCGGAAGAGGAGCUGUCACCGAAUGUCAUCAUUGUGGAACAAACUUCUCAGCUCAGGGGAAUGCACACCAUUUUGCAGGAUCCGUCAACCGAACAAGUCGAUUUCGUAUUCUAUUUUGAUCGACUGGCAUCGUUACUGAUUGAAAGGGCUUUGGAUUGCAUGGAUUAUACCUCCGCCGUUGUCAAAACGCCGAAACAAGAAACAUAUCAUGGAGUACAGCCCUCCGGCACAGUUUCUGCAGUCGCCAUAUUGAGGGGUGGUUCAUGCCUGGAAACGGCGCUGAAACGUACUAUACCUGACUGCAUCACCGGAAGAGUUCUCAUUCAAAUGAACAAGCAAAUGUCGGCUCCCGAGCUUCAUUACCUAAAACUGCCACCAAAGAUCGAGACUCACUCUACCGUACUCCUUCUGGAUCCCCAAAUGGCCACUGGUGGUGCUGCGUUGAUGGCGGUGCGAGUCUUGAUUGAUCAUGGAGUAGCGCAGCACAAAAUAGUCUUUGUGACUUGCGCUGCUGGGAAAUGGGGAUUGCAGCGAUUGACAGCCGUGUACCCGGAAAUCAAAGUUGUGGUUGGACGAAUUGAAGAAGAGGAAGAGCCACGAUGGAUGGAGAGGAGAUACUUUGGCUGUUAG